GGUCAAUUCUCUUGACUCACCUUGUAACGUUUAAUAUAUAUAUAUAUUUCAACUCCCAAUCUUUCUUCUUUCUUGUUUCCCUCCCGUUCAUAUCAUCUCGACAACAACUAUCUACACUCUUAUCAAUCCUGUCAUAUCAUACAACUCAACGCCUCAAAGAUCGGCACUAUAACAUCAACACCAUUGGAUAACAUCAUUCAAGCCAACAGCAGCUAGCCUACCUAGUCAUUCAUCAGUCUAGCAGCUCUCCAAACUUGAUUUAAGAUCUUGUCGACAUCCGCUAGUCAUUUCGACUCUAUUCAAUCUACUCUUAACCAACUUAAACCAUCACUUACAUCACUACAUUUUGAUACCAACAAUCACCAUGGCCACUACCGUCCAACAACAAGAACCGCACAAGACCGGCUUUCUCGACCUCCCAGUUGAGAUUCGUCUGGAAAUUUACGAUCAACUUCUCCUCACAGCGCCAUACACCCGAUGUGGUCGACCAUGCCCUGAGCAAAAAGUCCACGCUUCUCUCCUCCGCACCAACCGCCAGAUCCACGAUGAAGCUACAGAUCUUCUCUACGGCUGCAAUACAUUCCUCUCUCAUCCCACACUACUCACCUCAUUCCCUCGCCUCCGAAACUGGUAUGGCCCCGUCAAGGAGUCCUCCAUCAUCCCAAGCAUCCGCCGCUUUCACACCCAAGUCCGUCUUGACGUCGAUCUCCCCUACGACGCCGAUGCUGUGACAAAAGCUUACAGCGGACUUGACGAGCUCACCAUUGACGUUGUUCAGUCGAUGUUUCUUGGCGUCGGAUAUCGCAAUCUACGCAUGUUUGAGGGUGUCAGGGGCGUCAAGAAGGUCAAUGUCACUGGCAGCACGACUGGCUUCGAGGACUACGUUGAAUGGCUCAAGAUGUCCAUGAUGACUGAACCUGGCGUCGAGGUCCCAGAGUAUCAGCCUCAACAGCAAGCAGGUUGGAUUCAGAGAUUGGCUACUGCUCACUAUUAAGCUGCUUACUCUGCUCUCUUCCCCCAUUCACCGAGUCUACUCCGGUGUAUGAGUUUACUAUAUUUGAAGCAACGGCGAACAAAAUCAUUAACGAAUGUGAUGAAUCUGUCUAUUAGUUUAGACUUUGGAGUUUUGGUAAUUCAACGGGCGUUGGAAAAUGGGAAUUUGAUUUAGAGAUUCCCACUGCGCAUAAUGAAUAGGCGCAUCAGAUAAACUCUAAUUGUUAUCUAUAUUUGUGGCAUUUUAUGCCUAAUAGAAAUAUUCCUGUCAUAAUCCUAAGAAUUUCGUGUCAGACUCUCGCUGAUUCUAAUUAAAUUAUAACGAUAUUCUUUAUUCUAUGUG
Messenger RNA from Fusarium redolens, 1336 nucleotides. RefSeq lists its product as uncharacterized. The coding region runs from base 365 to 994 and encodes 209 amino acids. The record is from RefSeq and is a predicted model, not a curated record. The transcript has a single exon. NCBI's taxonomy places the organism in Eukaryota, Fungi, Ascomycota, Sordariomycetes, Hypocreales, Nectriaceae.